Molecule: messenger RNA, 1443 nt
Organism: Brachypodium distachyon (stiff brome)
Lineage: Eukaryota; Viridiplantae; Streptophyta; Magnoliopsida; Poales; Poaceae
Exons: 2
Coding region: 1-1317 (438 amino acids)
Source: RefSeq, a predicted model, not a curated record
AUGGUAGGCACUAAAACGCACCACCAUGAAGCCUCUAGCUCCUUCAUGCCGGAGGAGCUCAACCUGUUGCAAAAAGGCAGGGGCACGACCCCUGACGGCGGCCAGGGCGGCGCGCUGGGCCAGUGGAAGUGCAGGCUGCUCGGCUCCCUGCUCCGGCCCCGGCGCCGGCGCUGUGUCGUGUGCCUCCAGGUGCAGCACGUCGCCGGCAUGCCCGCCGCCGCCGAGGGCCGGGCCGUCGUGGUCGGCUGGAGGGGCAAGGGCGGCGACGGCGAGCACACGGCGCCGGCCCGGGUGUCACGGGGCGGCAGCGCCACGUUCGACGAGGUGUUCCUACACUACUUCACCGCGGGCGCCACGCUGCGGAGCUCAAGGUUCACCGUGUGGGCGGCGCUCGUGGCGGAGUCAGCGAUCGCCGGUGGCGUGGACGACGCACUCGGCGCGUUCCCCAUCGACCUCGCCGAUGCCGCCGCCGGUGCCGAGAGCUCUGAUCCGAGGUUCGGCGGCAAGGCUCUCUGCUUCCCGCUCGGCGGGCUCGCCGCCGGUGCCGUGCUCACCGUCAGCGUCUACUGCAGAGUGAUGGAGCAGGAAGAGAUCCAUGGCGCCAAUGCUGGCCAUGCACGGGAGAGGAAGAACAAAGGCAAGAGCCCCUCCUACGCGUCAUGCCUGCCGGAUCUGAACUGCCUCCGGAACCGGCCUCCCUUGGCAGUGGCGACAUCAGCCUCAACGCGGCGGGCGACGUCGCUUCGGUCUGACCGUGGCGGCUUCAUCACCAUCGAGAACUCGGUGGCCGAGAUGGAUGGCAUCAAUGGCGCGUUCGGGCACGUGGAGGUCGACGAUGAGGAAGGGGCUGGGUUCAUCACCAUGGAGAAAGGCACCGUCUCAUCACGGUCUCGCCGGGCUUUCCACCCAGAGACCCUCACCGACGACGAUGAUUGUGGCGGGAGCGGGGUGCCGGAGGAGGACGAGAAGUCAUGCCUGUUCAUGGAGCUGUCAGGAGACGCGUCACUGGAGGUGGAGGAGGUGGAAGAGGAGUUUUUGGCGAUGCUGGAGGACAAGUACUGGCCUAUGAUGAGCAAGAGCAAGGAGAUCGAGAAGGGGCUAAGCGUGAGCCUGGACGUUGGUAUAGACCUGGGCUUGGACCUUGACUCGCUGAUCAAGGACGCCGAGAUGGAGCUGGCUAGGGCGGAGCAGGCGUGGAAGAGCAAGGUCGGCGCCGCCAUCGUCGAGGAAGAGGAGUACAAGGAGCUCGUCCGGCGGUGGAGCGUCGCCUCCAACUCCGGCUGUUCCUGGGGCUUCGGCUUCGGCAGCCCCAUCUAGCUAUCUAAUCAGUAAUCACCAUAGCAAACAACACCAGCUCAUGUAACAACAUGGGUUAAGCUGUAUUAGAUUGAAUGGUACUCCGUUGAUUAAUCACAGUAAUGUUGGGACGACAUGCAAAAGAAA